Messenger RNA from Saitoella complicata NRRL Y-17804, 597 nucleotides. RefSeq names its product putative nascent polypeptide-associated complex subunit. The record is from RefSeq and is a predicted model, not a curated record. The transcript is spliced from 3 exons. NCBI's taxonomy places the organism in Eukaryota, Fungi, Ascomycota, Saitoellomycetes, Saitoellales, Saitoellaceae. Gene Ontology annotation, cellular component: nascent polypeptide-associated complex; cytosol. The annotation marks the transcript as partial.
CAAUGGAUCACGCCAAGCUCGCUCGCCUUCAGGCUUCUGCCCGUACCGGUGGUAAGGGUACUCCCCGUCGUGUUGUUAAGAAGAAGGGUGCCUCCACCGGUGGUGAUGACAAGAAGCUCUCCGCUGCUUUGAAGAAGCUCAACGUCCAGCCCAUCACUGGCAUUGAGGAGGUCAACAUGUUCAAGGAGGACGGCAACGUUAUUCACUUCACCGCCCCCAAGGUUCACGCCGCUGUCCCAUCAAACACCUUCGCCAUCUACGGCAAGGGUGAGGACAAGGAGCUCACCGAGCUCGUCCCUGGAAUCCUUAACCAGCUCGGCCCCGACUCUUUGGCUUCCCUCCGCAAGCUCGCUGAGUCCUACCAGCAGAUGAACGCUGCCGCCGCCGCUGCCGGUGCUGGUGCUGAGGGUGAGGACGAUGUCCCCGACUUGGUUGAGAACUUCGAUGAGCAGGCCAAGGUUGAGGACGAGACCGUUGACGAGUAAGCGUUACGUUUGACGUGAAAAGAUAAAGAAGAAAGUGAUGUCAGGGAUGGUAUCAUGACCAGAAGGCAUGCUACUGGUGUGAAGAUAGGGUGUUACAAGGGCUAUGGAGUGG